AUGCGCAUAGUACAAUCAUGUUGGCGUCAGUCGAACUGGAUAACUAAGACAUUUGUUCAGCGACGGUAUUUAAAUCAAGAUACAAAUGCUGCUGGCGUAUGGGAUCCAUUUCCAGUAAUUGAUACAAUUGUUACUUUGAAAAAAGAUCCUUUCCAGCCGAUUGUUGAAAAGUCUGCCGAGACAGCUUUGGACGAAGACCAUGGCAGGCCAAAAAAAUCUCAUAAAAGUCAACAACAGACACAGCAAAGCAAGUUCAUGGCUAUGCUAUCACCUCGUGUUAUGGAUGCUGUGUUAACUACUGUUAUGGGUUUGGCUGCCGUUGGAAUCGGCGGUACGGCUUAUCAUGCGUGGUACGAAUGGAGUGAAGUACACAAGGUCUACAAGUCCUUUACCGAACCCUCACCAUUGUUGAAAUCGCGAAUCAAACGCGGUUACUUCCAUCGAGACGAGCAAAGACGCAUAGACCGUGCUGUAACUGGACACACGGAUGCAAAGUAUUACUUAUUAAUGGGUGAAAGGGGAACGGGGAAGACGCAAUUGGUGCUGAACGCUAUGGAUAAAGUUGGUCAUUAUGGGAUUGUGUUCUGUGAGGCACAUUCGGAUAGUGAGGUAUUUAAGGCAAGGUUGGGAAGGGCACUGAACUAUUUGUAUAGAGAGGAUUAUGUUGGACAAUUAUUUGCUCGAGAGGCGCCGGAGAGAGGUUCAGCUUUACUUGAUAUAGAAAAAGCCUUGAACAUUGUUGAACUGGUUGCGUACAAAUAUCAGCGACGACGUGGACGUCCACUUGUUCUUGUCAUCAACAACAUCCAUGCCUUUGGUGAAGAUGAAGAAGGGGUUGACCUGCUAGAAAUUCUUCGGCAGCGUGCUGAAGCAUGGGCAGCUACCAGACUCGUGACAAUGAUUUUCAACACUGAUGAUUAUGCGGUCUACGAAAGGUUGAAAAGAGAUGCAGCACGCAUGGAAGUCAUCCGAAUUGAGGAUUUGGAAUUAAAGGAUGCCGUUAAAUUCCUAAAGGAUAAACGACAUAGAAAAGAACCAGACGAAGUCUAUGAACGAUAUGUUAAGGAAUGUGUUGGUGGGCGAUUGGCAUUUCUGAAUAGAUUAGCAAAGGCAAACGAUCUUGAAGUCAUGAUUAAAAUAAUAGAACACGAAGAGCGAACAUGGAUAAUAAACACGAUAGGUUUGAUUCCUGACUUUGAAGAAUCCGAAUUUGACAACCAGAAAUAUGCAGCAGCCGCCUGGAAGCUAAUUCGUGCUAUAGUUCAAUCUCCGACAAAGUCAAUUCCUUUGAACGACUGCCGUAUUAUCACUGGUAACUCGAGCUUCCACAGAAGGCUCGAUCACGAUAAUAUAAUACUUGUUGACACAGAUAAUAACGUUACAGCGGAUUCCAAGAUGUUGAUGAAUAUUUUUGAGGGGAUUGUGAAUUCUGAAGGAUUCGAUGAGUUAUUGAAUAAUGUUUUGAGUAGAAUAGAAGAAGUAGACAAAGAGCAGAGAACAAGGGAGAUUGUAUGGAGUAGGAAAAAUGAUCAAGUCGUUAAAUUUGGAAUGGAUCGAGCUAAAGCGAGGGGUGUCUUUUGGUAA
This is a messenger RNA of Paraglomus brasilianum, 1584 nucleotides long. Lineage: Eukaryota; Fungi; Glomeromycota; Glomeromycetes; Paraglomerales; Paraglomeraceae. The record is from the annotation of a GenBank genome assembly.